Messenger RNA from Trichophyton verrucosum HKI 0517, 609 nucleotides. Its product is annotated as hemolysin-III family protein. Lineage: Eukaryota; Fungi; Ascomycota; Eurotiomycetes; Onygenales; Arthrodermataceae. The transcript has 2 exons. Gene Ontology annotation, molecular function: signaling receptor activity. The record is from RefSeq and is a predicted model, not a curated record. Gene Ontology annotation, cellular component: membrane. Bases 1 to 609 code for a protein of 202 amino acids.
AUGACGGUGUUACCCGCCCUUCGUUCGCGCGGUUUCGUCGCUUCACGGCCUCCACGAGUUGAUCUAGACGAAACUCCGCCUCUUCUACCUAGGAAAAGCCAGGAGCAUGGCGCCCUCACGCUCUCCAACAAGGAGGUACCGCAUUGGCUGGGAGAAAGCAAUUAUAUCUUGACUGGCUACCGAGUUCCAUGCAAUUCGACCGCUCGUUGCUUCUACAGCUGGUUCUACCUCCACAAUGAGACCGUCAACAUCUACACUCAUCUUAUCCCCGCCAUUGGAUUUGCCGCUGCAGAGGUUUUUGUUUUCCGGCACUUCGAGACUCUCUACCCUGAAGCUCCGGUGGCAGAUAAAGCGGUCUUUUCACUCUUCCUGCUGACUGCCAUCAUGUGUAUGAGCUGCUCGACAUUGUUCCACACAUUCAUGAGCCACUCCGAGAAGGUGGCCAAGGCAUGCCUGCGUGCCGACUAUAUGGGAAUUGCAGGGCUGAUCUUCGGUGACAUCAUCUCCGGUACUUAUGUGGUGUUUUAUAGCGACACAGUAUUGUGGGCUAUUUACUGGACAAGUCUCCUUAACAUGCAUGAUAUUAUUCCACCCGAAAUUCGAAGGUGA